Messenger RNA from Penicillium cataractarum, 1239 nucleotides. RefSeq names its product cyclic nucleotide-binding domain-containing protein. The record is from RefSeq and is a predicted model, not a curated record. NCBI's taxonomy places the organism in Eukaryota, Fungi, Ascomycota, Eurotiomycetes, Eurotiales, Aspergillaceae. Gene Ontology annotation, biological process: regulation of protein phosphorylation. The transcript has a single exon. Gene Ontology annotation, cellular component: nucleus; cAMP-dependent protein kinase complex. Bases 1 to 1239 code for a protein of 412 amino acids. Gene Ontology annotation, molecular function: cAMP-dependent protein kinase regulator activity.
AUGGCACAGAACUCUUUUCCGGGGACUAACCCCUUCCUCGACACUAGCGCCAGAGAGAAAUCACCCAACAUUCAGAAAAUCUCGGAGGAGGAUGAAUUUGAGGUGACGUCACCAACCGACGUGACAUUCAAACAGGCCAACAGCGGUGGCUCGGCCAUUUUUGGAGGAAGUGCAUUUGCAGAGGGCGGUUCAGCAACCGGAGCGAACCCCGGGGCUUCAUUGUUCGGCCGGAGUCCCUUUGACUCGGGGCCUCGAGGCGGGGCUGAUGGCCCCGACGACGAGCAGCCCGCCGCUCUCCCGACAGGAACGGUACAGCAUGGGUUCCCCAACAACUAUGCGCUGGGUCGUCGAACUUCGGUGUCGGCAGAGUCAUUGAACCCCACGUCCGCGGGAUCGGAUAGUUGGACACCUCCGCACCACCCCAAGACCGAGGAUCAGCUGGCCCGCCUCAAGACUGCGGUCAGCAACAACUUCUUGUUCUCUCACCUGGAUGACGACCAGUUCAAGACCGUUUUGGAUGCUCUGGUCGAGAAACCUAUCCCGGCGAAAGAUAUCAAGGUGAUCUCCCAGGGUGAUGCGGGUGAUUACUUCUAUAUUGUCGAGAAGGGCCACUUUGACAUUUACAUUCACCCUUCGGGCUCCGUGCAGCCAGGGCCUGAUGGCCUGGGUAACAAGGUGGCUUCCACCGGACCCGGGGGUUCCUUUGGUGAAUUGGCCCUUAUGUACAACGCCCCGCGUGCCGCGACGGUGAUUUCUACCGACGCCAAGAGCACCCUCUGGGCUCUGGACCGGAUCACCUUCCGACGCAUUCUCAUGGACUCGGCUUUCCAGCGGCGCCGUAUGUACGAAGCGUUCUUGGAGGAGGUUCCCCUUCUUUCCUCGCUCAAGCCCUACGAGCGUUCCAAGAUUGCCGACGCUCUUGAGCCCAUCAAGUACCCGGCCGAGUCUACCAUCAUUACUGAAGGUGAUCCUGGCGAUGCUUUCUACCUCCUGGAAUCCGGUGAAGUCGAAGCUUUCAAGAAUGGUGUCUCGGUGAAGAAUUACUCCCGCGGUGAUUACUUUGGUGAAUUGGCCCUGCUCGAUGAUAAGCCUCGGGCGGCCAGCAUCAUCUCCAAAACUGAUGUCAAGGUUGCACGGUUGGGCCGGGAUGGGUUCAAGCGACUGUUGGGACCGGUGGAAGAUAUCAUGCGUCGGACAGACUACCAGGUGGACGCAGCCAAGUCCCCCGUGUCUAAAUAA